AUGAGUAGCGGCAUACAGCGAAAACGUCUGGCGUGUGUCGAGUGUACACGACGCAAAGUGAAGUGCGACAAGAUCCUCCCAUGUCGUAAUUGCACCAGAAAGGGGUCACGAUGCACACGGCCGCGCGAGCGGGACUCGCCGAACCCGAGCGUUUCUCAAUCCGAAGGACGAAGUGAGCAAGAGUUUCAGGCCCGGCCGAGUGUGGAUGCUUCAAGGACUAUUGAAUUACUUCAGAGCAGAGUUGCACAGCUUGAGGCCGCGCUGAGUGAGGCAAGAGAAUCACUACUUCGGCCGCGUACUUCGGCGCUGGAUACUGAAAUACACGAUGACUCUUUCUCCCCGGCCGAAUCCAUAACAGUGGAGCGGUUGACUGUUCCCCUUCAGAGCUCUGCGCAUAGUGAAUCAGCAACAAGCCCGAAUGAGGUGGAAGAUGCUGCGACAAUACUAGAAUUCCUGGCCUGGGGCCGCCGCAAAGAUCCCACCUACCAGGACGAGAUUGUCAGGCGAAACAAUCUGGAUCACUCCCCUGGUGAUGUUCCCGACGAUAAUGAAUGGGAGGAUAUGCACAUGCCAGGGCCUCCGGCUGCUGCUCUUUGCCAGGCACUACUCCCUCCAAGACAAAAAGUCUAUCAACUAGCCAAAUACCACUGCGAGUGCCUACUCUGGUACCAUGGAGCGUUCCAUGCAGCUACCUUCCUGCAGGAGCUAGAUGAAUUUUAUGACAAGGGAGAUGGAAAGGUGGAUGGCCGUGGAAUCAAUUUGCAGUGGAUCUCCUUUCUCUUCGCUGUCCUGACGGGAUCGAUGGCUUGUGCGCCUCGGUCGACUGCCCAGGCAUGGGGUUUCCGUGACACUGAGAGAGAUACCUUGUCGAAGCGGUGGCUGAAGGCGUCAAUAACAUGUUUACACCAGGCCGACUAUAUGGCCAAUCACUCAAUAUACUCUGUCGAAGCCAUAGCCAGUCUCACCAUCUCAGCCCACAUGCUUGGCCAUUCCAACGGAUUCUCCGUGCUGUUGGCAUCGGCCGUGCGGAUCGCCCAGGGGCUCGGACUGCAUCAACUUGGGGAUGACGAGAAUUCACAGUCAAUUGGCCCGGUGAAAAGGGAAAUCGGUCGCCGCGUAUGGUGUCAGCUUUGCAUACAGGACUGGUUCUCCAUUCCAUUUACCGAAAGCUACUUGAUCCACCGGUCAUGCUUUACCACCGAAAGGCCCUCAAAUUGCGAUGAUGACAUGAACAAGCUUUCAGAAGACCAUCCUACUGUAACGGGCUUGUCACGCCUAAAAUACAAGAUCGCCGCUUUAAUGCCGGAUCUUCAAGACGAUAUUACCUCUUGCAAUACCCUCUACACCCGCUACGAAGAGGUUCUCAAAUAUGAUCGCAGAUUACGCACACUGGCUACUCAACACUUGCCGUACUAUUUACAAAAUGUCCCACUGGAUCCAUCGUGGCCAUGCUACGUAACAUGGGCUCGACGAAGUUUAGCCAUCAGCUCUUCUCAUAAGGUUAUAAUGAUUCAUCGGAAAUUUUUGAGUCUGAGCUUCGUGAAUCCAAUGUUCGAGUUCACCCGGAAAACCUGUGUGGCUGCAUCCAGAACGAUCAUCAAGGAACAAAAAGAGGCGACGCGUAAUGGUGGGCCUAUGUUAUGGAUUCAUCAAGCGUUCAGUGUCACUGCAAGUAUCAUACUGUGUCUAGACAUGUUCCAUCAGCCUCGACCAGAUCGUCAGGCUUCUGAGCACCGGCAGCUCAUCGAAGACGGGAUUGAGAUUUUAUCACAUUGUGAGACCGAUAUGAUUGCACGGCGAGGUAUAUCGCUUCUCCGGGCAAUGCUUGAAGCUCAACAAAGGGGCCCUCUGGAGAGGAGAACCAUGGGUGAACUGCGAGAGCCACCGCUUCUACAUGGCACGAUGCCCAAAGAAAGUGGCCUUGACAUUGCAGCCAUCAUCCAAACAUUUUAUCGACAAGAUCGGGCAAGUGUCACCGGGCACUGCCGAACAACUCUGAGUGGAUCCUCUCUCACAAGAACUACGGGGCAUACUCGUUGGCCUGACAUGUCGAAUGAUGUCUCGGGAAUCAUGCCCAGCGUUGAUCUCAUGAUGCCGUUGGGCGUUGAUUAUGCGGAGGGUCUGGAUGAUAUUCUCAGUUUGGCAACAAAUUAUCUCAACUAG
Messenger RNA from Penicillium subrubescens, 2163 nucleotides. Its product is annotated as Zn(II)2Cys6 transcription factor. The coding region runs from base 1 to 2163 and encodes 720 amino acids. The transcript has 2 exons. NCBI's taxonomy places the organism in Eukaryota, Fungi, Ascomycota, Eurotiomycetes, Eurotiales, Aspergillaceae. Gene Ontology annotation, biological process: regulation of DNA-templated transcription; DNA-templated transcription. The record is from RefSeq and is a predicted model, not a curated record. Gene Ontology annotation, molecular function: DNA binding; zinc ion binding; DNA-binding transcription factor activity, RNA polymerase II-specific.